Molecule: messenger RNA, 1127 nt
Organism: Cynocephalus volans (Philippine flying lemur)
Lineage: Eukaryota; Metazoa; Chordata; Mammalia; Dermoptera; Cynocephalidae
Gene: ITGB3BP
Product: integrin subunit beta 3 binding protein
Exons: 10
Coding region: 94-669 (191 amino acids)
Biological process (GO): regulation of DNA-templated transcription; CENP-A containing chromatin assembly
Cellular component (GO): nucleoplasm
Source: RefSeq, a predicted model, not a curated record
CAUGCUGCGGUGUAUCCUUCGGCGGAUUCUCGGUUCUAGGAAGUUACUCAGCUUGUAUUAUCCGGCCGCGGCAGUGCUUCCCUGAUUCUCGAAAUGUUUGUUAGAAGAUCACUGAAAUUGGAUGGUCUGUUAGAAGAAAAUUCAUUUGAUUCUUCAAAAAUCACAAGGAAGAAAAGAAUUAUAACUUAUUCUCCAACAACUGGAACUUGUCAGAUGAGCCCAUUUGCUUCUCCCACAAGCUCUAAAGAACAAGAGCACAGAAAUGGACCAUCAGAUGGAAAGAGAAAAAAAUUGAAUUACCUCAGUUUAACUGAAAGAGAGGAAUCUACAACAAAAGAGGAUGAUGAAUUCAUGAUGUUGCUAUCUAAAGUUGAGAAAUCAUCAGAAGAAAUUAUGGAGAUAAUGCAAAAUUUAAGAAGUAUACAGGCUUUGGAGUGCAGGAGAGAGCUUGAAAAUCUCAUUGGUAUCUCCCUUGCACCACGUUUCUUAAAAAGAGAAAUGCAGAAAACCAAAGAACUAAUAACUAAAGUAACAAAACAAAAAUUGUUUGAAAAGAAGAGUUCAGAACUUCCUCACAAAGCAAACUCCUGCUCAUCCUUUAAGGUCAGCCUCAAAUGUCACAUUCUCUCUGAAGCUCUCCUCAGCUCUCUGAGAAUUAUAUCAUCCUGACAGCUAUGAAUUACUUAAAGCCAUUUUAAACUGAGGCAUUUAGAAGAAAUGCACUAUGACCACCAACUUCUGCCAUCUGCCUAGUCAUAUUUAAAGGAACAGAAGAAAUGUUUGUAAUUAAUCCGCCCAGUAAAUACCAGCUCAUAGCACUAGGCAGGUGCACAUCUAGAUAAAAUUUCUUGCAGCUAAUUUAAACUUUCUACACACACCAGUAGAUAAUCUCAAUGUAAAUAAUACAUUUCUUCUUGACCCUUUAAUGUAAGCCAACAUGUAGAGGAGGAUCUUGUCUUGUAUUCUAUGUCACAUAUAUUUCUGAAUGUAUUUUAGCAUUUGUGAAUAGACUUAAUAAAGCCCAUAUGAAAAUGGCAUCUUUGGCAGCGCUAUAUAUUUUCCUGAAACUAAGAUUCAAUGUAGUGGUGAACAGAAUUAGGCACCAGUUUCCCAUUUAAAGCCCCAGC